ACACACACACACACAGCUGGAGCAUUUACACCGACUCUGUCCCAGGUGCGUGUGGAGUAGGCUACAUUAGAUCUGACUUUAUUUUAUUCCUGCAUUCUGAAUUUCCACUCUCAGAAUGAGUGCUCGUCUAUGGACGGAGGAGCAGUUUAACUGCCCCGUCUGUCUGGAUCUGCCCUCUGACCCCGUGACCAUCCCAUGUGGUCACAGUUACUGCAUGGCCUGCAUCGCAGAUUACUGGGACAAUGAAGGCAGGAAAAACGGCAGCUACAGCUGCCCGGAAUGCCGGCAGACCUUCAACCCUCGUCCCACUCUCUGCAGGAACACCAUGCUGGCCGAAGCCGUGGAGCAGCUCCGCCGAGGGGCCCUGAGCUCCGCUGGCCGAGAGUCCAUCAAGAGCGCGCGGAGCGCCGCGUCCUCCGCGUCUGAGCGUGCGCGCGCACGGAGCAAAGGGGCAUCGAAAAAGCUGCCGGGUUCGGCGGUGCCCUGUGACCGCUGCCCGGAGCCCAGAGCGGCAGUGAAGACGUGUUUGGUGUGCAUGGCAUCGUUCUGCGAGACUCACCUGAAGCCUCAUAACACGCAGGAGAAGCUGAGGAACCACGAGCUGAUCGCGCCCACCAGUGACCUGAGCCAGAAGAUCUGCCCCGAGCACAAGUACCUGCAGGAGUUCUUCUGCCGCUCCUGUCAGAUGUACGUGUGCUGGCUGUGCACCAGUAACCAGCACAAGGGCCACGAGAGCGCGUCCACACAGGCAGAGAGGAACGAGAAGCAGAAAGAGCUGGGCGCAGUUCUGUCUGAGAACCAUCAGCGACUCCAGGACCGAGAGAGAGAACUGAAAGACAUGAAGAAAGUCUUAGACACACUCACGAGGUCCUCAGAAACAGUGCGGGACGAGGCGGACGCAGUUCUGUCGGAGCUCCAGGAGUCAGUGCAGAGGAUGCUGGAUCUGCUGCAGGACGUGAUGGUCUCCACUGCGCAGGAGAAACUCAACGAGGCCCAGGAAGUGGUGAAUAAACUGGAGGCCGAAGUCAAACAACUGAAGAAUAAAGACGGGGAACUGAAAGAGCUCAUCAACUGCCAGGACAAUAUCUACUUCUUGAAGACGUACCAGUCUCUGUGCUGCCCGCUGGAAGGAGGAGAUCUGGGAGCUGUGACCGCGAACCCUGAAGCCACAUUUGAUCCUGUCAAGAGCGUUGUCGUCCAGCUGAGGGAGAAAGUGGAGGAGAUGUGUGACCAGGAGCUGGACAAGAUCAACAAGACAGUGUACAACACCACAGCGUUCACAGUUGCAGACCGCAACGGACAGAAGACAGGAGGCAUAAUGAAACUGUUUUCUGGAAAGGGAGCCAAAGCCACUCGUGCACAAGGACCCCCACCACUGCCUUCAGUAAGCACACGAGGAACAGUGAGCACGCGUGCACAAGCUGUCAGAAACACUGAGCCAAGAGUUAACAGAGGUGUUACAAACUCCCCAAGACAAGCCAGAUCCCCGAGAGAGGAGAGAGAUGACAUUUCUCACUCUGCAGCUGACAGGAGUCGCAGUUCACUGAGACCAAGAGAACCACAGAGGAGAGAGGAAAGAGAAAAUGAUGCAGACACACGGAGUUUAAGUUCUGUGAGAUCAAGAGUGAGACCGAGAGGAGAAGACCGAGAUCAGGAAAGAGAAAACCAGGCCUCUCCAAGACGUCAAAGCACACAGAGUAGAAACACACGUGAUGAAGAACAAGCGGACCGCUGGAGUUUGAGUUCAAUCAGACCGAGACUGAGGAGAGAGGACAGAGAACAAGUCAAUGGAGAAGCUGAGUCUAGUCCCUCACAGCAGAGAUCAGACGCUGUGGACAGACAGCAGCCGGCCAGACAAUCGGACAGAUGGAGUCUGAGCUCUCUCUUACCUAGAAACAGGAAGAAGAGACAGGACACAGUGAAAGAGGCCACACCCACUAUCCAGGAGGCGGGGUCAGUGAGACCUCGUAGCCUAUCCCGUGCCAGUGCCUGGGGAGAGCCAACAGAAGUGAAUCCUGGCCUGUUCCUGGACUCACCGACUUACAGUCCUGCCGUCAAUCCUGCUUUCCCCACAUUGAGAGAAAUUAACAUUGACAGUAUUCAGGCCCCGGAGCCCAGAACCAGAGACGAGUUCCUGGAAUAUGCUUGUGAUUUGAUCCUGGAUCCAAACACGGCCCAUCGGCGUCUGGUUCUGUCUGAUGGAGACACUGUGGCCACGCUUCAGCAGACGUCCCAGCCGUACCCCGACCUCCCUCAACGCUUCGACGGCUGGACGCAGGUGCUCUGUCUCCAGCCCCUCUCCUCUGACCGCUGCUACUGGGAGGUGGAGUGGAGGGGGCGUGGCUCCUCUCUGGGCGUGGUCAAUGGUUCCAUGCCCCGCAAAGGGGCGGAUUCAAGGGCGGGGCUUGGGUAUAACAGCCAAUCGUGGAGCUUGGAGCUGUCAGACAUGUGUUGCGCAGCCAUGCACGCCAAUCAGAAGGUGGAGAUCCCAGUGACCUACAGCCCUCGAGUCGGGGUGUUUCUGGACAGGACCGCAGGGACUCUGACUUUCUAUAGCGUGGAUGAUGAGUUGGUUCCUCUUCAUGCUUUUCAAGGGUCAUUCCCACCACCGCUGUACGCUGCGUUCGGGGUGGGCUGCGGGGUUGGCGUGGGCCUGGAUUUUGCCAUGGGGCAGUUCAGCUCCACGUCAGACAGCAUUAAAAUCUGUCCCUUGUGAAUGAGCGAAUCUCACAAAAAUAAUAUGCAGGUUUUAUCUCACCCCAAAAUCAAAAAAAAAAAGGGUGAAUUAUAUUUAGCAAGAAAUGAAGCCUAUUGGUAAGACCAAAAUUAUUUUUCAUUAGGAUUCAGUACUUCCCCCCCAAAUUAAUACUACCAUAAUGUUUCUAGUAACAUUUUUGUACAAUUAUGAUUUUCAUUUCAGCAAUACAGCCAUGUUAAUCAUUCGGUCUAGACAUUUAU
This is a messenger RNA of Carassius carassius (crucian carp), 2958 nucleotides long. It is a transcript of the gene trim25l, whose product is annotated as tripartite motif containing 25, like. Lineage: Eukaryota; Metazoa; Chordata; Actinopteri; Cypriniformes; Cyprinidae. The transcript is spliced from 20 exons. Bases 116 to 2716 code for a protein of 866 amino acids. The record is from RefSeq and is a predicted model, not a curated record. Gene Ontology annotation, molecular function: protein binding; zinc ion binding.